This is a messenger RNA of Cladocopium goreaui, 2133 nucleotides long. Lineage: Eukaryota; Dinophyceae; Suessiales; Symbiodiniaceae. The record is from the annotation of a GenBank genome assembly.
AUGAUGUCCAAAAGUGGGAAGAUGAGAUCCGUAAUCCGUGACAUGAAGAACAACUAUGUUGAUGAGAGCUGUGACAAGUUGGUUGCAGAGCUGCAACAGCACUUGGCAGAGGUUGACAAGCACUACGACCGAUGCAAUGACGCAUGGGCUCAGGGUGAAGCGGACCGAUUUACCGGAGAUAAGUGUAGCCGAGCAGCGGCAGCUGAGUUGAAAGCCAGGAAUGCCAAGAAGUACUGGACCAAAAAGAAGGAUCAGUCUGAGAAACAGCCCAAAACUAACAAGCGUCCUAAGGACGUUGCUGAUGGUAAGAAGGUUCCUAAGGAGGUGUUCGGGCCUCAGGUGAAAAAGUUGCCCCUGGAGAUGGCCACAUGCAGAUCUGCAAUCCGGGCAGCGCGCGGCUUGGUAGAUGAUUUGGGAGUCAACCUUGCCAGGAGAUCACCCGGCAUUGUGGAGAUCUCCAAGUGCUCUGAAUCCAAUUCUGAACGAGACAUGCACAAUACGUUGGACAAGUUUGGGCUUGGGUUGGGGAUUCCUCUCACGCCUUUGCCCCUCAGUGACCAGAAAAAGGACAUUCCCGUGCUACGACUGCGGGAUUGGGCUGCUUACCUCUUGCGGUUUAACGUGUGGCAUCUGGUGUGUGGGCUGAUGGCCCCCAAUGAACAAAGAGAAAAGGCAGUGCUCAGAAGUUUUUGGCACAAAUUCAGAUGCCAAAACCCCCGCCACCCUAUCUUCGAACUUGCUGCAGAAGGCAAAAUCUGCUUGGACCGUGUGGCACCAUGUGUGCUGCACGGAGAUGAGGGGCGAGGACAGAAGAGACAGCCCUUCUUGGUGUGCAACUACCACAGCUUGUUGGGGCGUGGGACAAACCUUCAGAAACAACGGAAUGGUCAGAUGAACCUUCGUCGCCGCUUUGUCCAGCACAAUUUGAAUUUCAAAGGGCACUCCUACACUCAUCGUUUCCUGUUUGGGUGCAUGCCAAAGGCGUUCUUCGCGGAUGACAACGAAGAAGUGUUUACCGCUUUUUUGGGACUGGCUGCAGAGGAAGCAUCUCACAUGGCAUUGGAAGGAGCCAUGCACCCAAGGACUGGUGAACGGCACUGGUUCAUGACUCUCGGGGUCACAGGUGAUUGGCCAUGGCUGCAGCGUUCCGGUGACUUAUCCAGGACGUUUAGUCACGUGCAGAAAAAGAGAAACCUGCGACAUCCACCUGUGGGGAUCUGCCGUUUGUGCAAGGCAGGUCAAAAUGAAAUCCCUUUUGAGCAGUUUCAAACUAGACGUCCGAUCUGGUAUAAUACCCUGUUCCAGCAAUGUCCAUUCAAUUCGCCGUCGCCGUUUUUGGCAGUCCCUCAUGUUGCUGAUGAAUUUCCUUCAUUCUUCAAGUUCGACGUUUUCCAUGUGUGGCACCUUGGCCUGGCCAAGCAAUUCCUUGGCGGCGCGCUCGCUUUGCUGUCAGAGAUUCAACCUGCAGGAAACAUUGAUCAGCGCUUCGAAUUGUUGACGCAGGAGUUUUUGGGGUGGUGUCAAUUACAUAAAAAGACGCCCCAAGUCAAGAAGCUGUCCAAAGAGCUGAUUUCAUGGCCGACACAAGGCACAUUUCCCGUUGGAGCCUGGCACAAAGGUGCUCUAACGACAGUGCUGAUGGAGUUUGUGGAAGACCACUACAAGGACGUGGAUUUCUCCGCCAACGGUCUUCUUCAGGAAUGCAUGGAGGCAGUGAGAGCAGGAAACGCAUGUCUUCGAACUUUGUUUUCCAGAGGAGUUUUUCUGAGCAACUCUGACGCUGGAUUUGCUGGCGAAAUGGGAAUGAAGUUUCUACGCCGCUUCGCAAGUUUGGCCCAUAAAUGUAGGGUCCUAGGUCGUAUGCUGUUUCCGCUUCAGCCCAAAGGGCACGCGUUUCACCAUAUAGUGCUUGAGCUGGUUCUAGCAGCCAGCCGUGACAAUCGGUCACAUAUAGUCAACCCGUUGGCCUGGUCAUGCCAGGCUGACGAAGAUUUCGUCGGUCGGCCAUCACGUGUCUCCAGACGCGUCCGGCCAGGUAAGAUUCAAGUUAGGAGGGUGAUCCAACGGUAUUUGAAAGGGGCAUACUGCCAUGGGAUCAAAUCUAAACUGGUUUGCAGAGCUGCUAGAACUUGA